Molecule: messenger RNA, 1512 nt
Organism: Elephantulus edwardii (Cape elephant shrew)
Lineage: Eukaryota; Metazoa; Chordata; Mammalia; Macroscelidea; Macroscelididae
Gene: DNPEP
Product: aspartyl aminopeptidase
Exons: 14
Coding region: 1-1416 (471 amino acids)
Biological process (GO): proteolysis
Molecular function (GO): zinc ion binding; aminopeptidase activity
Source: RefSeq, a predicted model, not a curated record
AUGACCGGCAGAGCUCGCAGAGAGGCGGUGCAGGCCGCGGCCCGGGAACUUCUGAAGUUCGUGAACCGGAGCCCCUCUCCCUUCCACGCUGUGGCUGAGUGCCGCAGCCGCCUCCUCCAGGCUGGCUUCCAUGAACUCAAAGAGACCGACAGCUGGGAUCUCAAACCUGAGAGCAAGUACUUUCUGACCAGGAACUCCUCCACCAUCAUCGCUUUCGCUGUUGGGGGCCAGUAUGUCCCUGGCAAUGGCUUCAGCCUCAUUGGUGCUCACACGGACAGCCCCUGCCUCCGGGUAAAACGCAGGUCUCGCCGCAGCCAGGUGGGCUUCCACCAGGUGGGCGUGGAGACCUAUGGUGGUGGCAUCUGGAACACUUGGUUUGACCGUGACCUGACCUUGGCUGGGCGUGUCAUUGUCAAGUGCCCCACCUCAGGCCGGCUGGAGCAGCGGCUGGUGCACGUGGAGCGGCCCAUCCUCCGCAUCCCACACCUGGCCAUCCAUCUGCAGCGGAACAUCAAUGAGAACUUUGGACCCAACACUGAGACGCACCUAGUCCCCAUUCUUGCCACAGCCAUCCAGGAGGAGCUGGAGAAGGGGACCCCCGAGCCAGGGCCCCUCAACACUGUGGAUGACCGACACCACUCCGUCCUCAUGUCCCUGCUCUGCUCCCAACUGGGGCUGAGCCCCGAGGACAUCCUGGAGAUGGAGCUGUGUCUUGCCGACACCCAGCCUGCGGUCCUGGGCGGGGUCUAUGAGGAGUUCAUCUUUGCCCCUCGGCUGGACAAUCUGCACAGCUGCUUCUGUGCCCUGCAGGCUUUGAUCGAUUCCUGUGCAGCCCCUACCUCCCUGGCCACGGAGCCCCACGUGCGCAUGAUUGCACUCUACGACAAUGAAGAGGUGGGGUCUGAGAGCGCCCAAGGUGCGCAGUCACUGCUGACGGAGCUGGUGUUGCGGCGGAUCUCAGCUUCUCCCCAUCACCUGACGGCCUUCGAGGAAGCCAUUCCCAAGUCCUACAUGAUCAGCGCUGACAUGGCCCAUGCCGUGCACCCCAACUACCCAGAGAAGCACGAGGAUAACCACCGGCCCGCCUUCCACAAGGGCCCCGUGAUCAAGGUGAACAGCAAGCAGCGCUACGCCUCAAAUGCUGUUUCCGAGGCCCUGAUCCGAGAAGUGGCCAACAAUGUCGGGGUGCCCCUGCAGGAGGUCAUGGUCCGCAACGACUCCACCUGCGGUACCACCAUCGGGCCCAUCCUGGCUUCCCGCCUGGGGCUGCGGGUACUGGAUCUGGGCAGCCCCCAGCUCUCUAUGCACUCCAUCCGGGAGGUAGCCUGCACCACAGGAGUGCUCCAGACCCUCACUCUCUUCAAGGGCUUCUUUGAGCUCUUUCCUUCUCUGAGCCGCAACCUCGUCGUGGACUGAAACCCCUGGAAGACUUCCCUUCCCAGCCCUUUGUCCCUGACAGGGGAGGUUCUCAGCUGAGCUGAAGCUGGAUUAUUAAAGCGGAUUUUUCACACA